CCGGGACUGCCUCUGAAGCAGGAGACACUGGGACCCAGGGUCCUUCCUCAGACUCUCAGGUCCAUCCUGCUGACUCCAGCCAGGGCUGAGGCUGGGACGUCUCUGCUAGUUCCUGUCUCCACUGUUGCUAACCUGACUCUACUGAACUGGACUGCUGGUGUACUCGUGAGGUGUUUGUGAGUGGAUCGAGCUGCCACUACUAUUCUGUGACCUGAACUGCCGAUUUCCAGACAGCAUAGGUGGGAGUUGCUCCAAGGAACCUUUCUAAACAGGGAACAGCAGUGCACACGCCCAUAUGAAGCGGUUUUCUCUGAGAUGCAAUGGUGGACCAGCUUCAAGGAACAUGGAAGUCUGUUUCUUGUGACAAUUUUGAAAACUACAUGAAGGAAUUGGGAGUAGGAAGAGCCAGCAGGAAACUGGGCUGUCUGGCAAAGCCCACUGUGACCAUCAGCACAGACGGAGAUCUGAUCACCAUUAAAACCAAAAGCAUCUUUAAAAACAAGGAGAUUUCCUUCAAGCUGGGAGAGGAGUUUGAGGAAACCACACCAAGUGGCCGCAAAAGCAAGAGUACAGUGAUCUUAGAUAAUGACUCCUUGGUUCAAGUCCAGGACUGGGAUGGCAAGGAAGCCACCAUCUGCAGGAGACUGGUAGAUGGGAAAAUGGUGGUGGAAAGUGCAGUGAAUAAUGUCACCUGUACCCGAACAUACCAGAGAGUUUAAGAACUCCAUCUCAAGGUCUCCAUGCUCUCAAAUUGUCAUCCAAACUAAUGAUGUUGUUCGAAUAAAACUCCCAAGUAAGAUCUAUGAAUGCUUGCACAAUAUCACCAUGUUAUUGGCUUAUUGAGUUAUGGCUGUGUGAUAGAGUCUAGCAUUGAUCCUGUGAGAGGGGAUAGACUCAUCGGCACAAUGCAUAGCUAACAUCAGAUCCUCAGAGAGCACCAACGCUCAGUUGCAUCCGCUCAAUAAGCAUAGUCAAUCUAUCCUAAUUAAAUGUAAUCUUGACUGCUUAGGGCAAAGUGUUAUGCUGGGGUUGAACACGAGAGACACAUUUAAAACUAAGGGACACUCCAAUUAAAUGUUCAACUCUGUUACAUAGAACUUUGCAAGUGCAGGCCCAUUGUGGAAAUCAGCCAUGAUGGAGUGCUUGCUGCUCUAUCCACAGCGGACCUCACAUUAGGCCUGGGGUUAUGUUCGUCACCUUGUGGAUCUGACACCUCACUUUGUAGACGAACUACAAAGGUCCCAAUCAGUUCAUUGUCCACUCUAAUCUUGGGAAAUUCAUAAGCUAAAGUUUGCACACAAAAAAAGUGUAAAAAAGUGUUUAUAACACCUGGACAGAAUGCUCUGAUGUCACUUUAGUGAAUUAAUUUUGUAAUUAGCGACAAGGGUUGCAUUAAAAUCAGUGACAGAGACUUUUAUCUGGGAAGAGAAGCAAAGGUACAAUUCUGCCUUCUCUUUUCAACACUCAAUGAAGUCAUCUUCCCACACCACAGCCUUGAUACAAUGUGUAGGACCUCGCUUAUGUCAAUAAUCAUUAUUUAGAAUACUUAAGUGACAUGGAAUUAUCUAAAGAAAUUAUACCAGCUCUUUAUAAUCCAGAUGGUUUUAUUUCUCCUUUUAGAUCAUAUUCUGCACGUUAGAUGCUCUCAACAUAUUAAUAGAAAAGACAGGAUAGAUACGGUCACGUCACGCAGACCUGUGAUACCUUCACGCCGGAAGCAGAAUUAUUGAGAAUAUAAGUCUAGGCUACAUAGCAAUACCUCAUCUCAUUAAACCAAGAAUAAAUAAAGAAACAAAUCAAUGGAUACAAAUUUAUGUAAAUAAUUUUAUUAAUGUUGAAUAUUUUCUAUCUAGUGGAUCCUUGAGAAAGUAAUGUCCUACUUGAAUAAUUGGGCUGGUAAUAGCCUGAAAUGAACAAUAAAUGUCAAGACAGAUGAUAGACUGUACUUAUCAAUUAGUCUGGCUCACAGUCUCAGAGGCAUCAGCCCAUGACUGAAUGGUUCUUUUUAUUUUAGGCCUGUGGCAAGGUAGGACAUUGAGGAAGGGCGUGUGCACUAAGCAAAGCUAUUACACUCAGGGGCAAAGGAGCAAAGAGAGAAAUGGGGAUUCGAGGGGCUCAAAUCCCUUGAAAAACAAGCCCCCAGUGACCUUAUGCCCUCCAGAUGGAUUCUAGUCCCACCCUUCCUAUCAGCUCUGCAGCCUGGAGACUGAUCCACCAUAAUCACAUGCGAAUUUGGGCCUAAUUCACAAUCCACACCUUAGCACGGAUUGGUUUUUGAGCUGUGCUUCAGCAAUAGUUACUGUAUUAGACAUUUUUUCUGAGUAGGUUCAUCUUGGUGAGACAUGUAUAAAGACAUAGACUAAAAGUCAGAGAGCUUAAAUACUUACUGUAAACACCCUCAGCUGAUCAGUACCAGGGCAGCUACAAACUAAGCUUGCAACCUGAACAUUCAUGUUCUUCAGUAGUGAUUCGAGAUGCUUCCCCCAAAAUAAAACUCAUAAUUAUUAGAGUU
Messenger RNA from Mus musculus (house mouse), 2512 nucleotides. It is a transcript of the gene Fabp12, whose product is annotated as fatty acid binding protein 12. The coding region runs from base 321 to 719 and encodes 132 amino acids. Gene Ontology annotation, molecular function: lipid binding. The record is from RefSeq and is marked validated. The transcript has 6 exons. NCBI's taxonomy places the organism in Eukaryota, Metazoa, Chordata, Mammalia, Rodentia, Muridae.